Messenger RNA from Aureococcus anophagefferens, 945 nucleotides. RefSeq lists its product as hypothetical. The record is from RefSeq and is a predicted model, not a curated record. Bases 1 to 945 code for a protein of 314 amino acids. Gene Ontology annotation, molecular function: serine-type peptidase activity. Gene Ontology annotation, biological process: proteolysis. The transcript has a single exon. Lineage: Eukaryota; Pelagophyceae; Pelagomonadales; Pelagomonadaceae.
AUGGCGCUGCCGAAAAGCCUGCGCGCCGUGCUGGGAGGCUCCGGCUCGGCGAUCAUGGGCGAGGCGGCCAUCGUCGACGCCGUCUGCAAGCUCGCCGGCACGGAGACGCCCGUCGUCGCCUACCUCGGCACGGCGACCUACGACUUCGAGAAGUUCCGCGAGGGCCAGGUCAAGGAGUUCCGGCGCCGCGGCUGCGAGGUCGUCGCCGUCGACGUCGCUCGGACCGCGCCGCCGCCGGCGGACGUCGCGGCCGCGCUCGAGCGCUGCGACGCCGUGCUCGUCUCCGGCGGCAACACGCUCUUCGCCGUCGACCGCUGGACGGCGCAGGGCGUCGACGCGGCGCUGGAAAAGGCCAUGCGCCGCGGCGCGGUCCUCUGCGGCGGGAGCGCGGGCGCGAUCUGCUGGUUUGACGCGGGCCACUCCGACUCCAUGGACCCGGACUGGUACGCGGACGUCAUGAUCGCGGGCGGCGGCGCGGCGGACCCGGCGUACAAGGUCGCGCCGGGCGAGAAGCCCUGGCCGUACGUCCGCUGCCCGUGCCUCGGGUUCCUGCCGGGCCUGGUGUGCCCGCACCACGACCGGACGCAGUCGAACGGCGUGCUGCGCGCCGAGGACUUCGCGGGCAUGCUCCUGCGCCACCCGGGCGAGCAGGGCGUCUGCAUCGACCACUUCGCGGCGCUCGUCGUCGACGGGGAGGACUACGCGGUCCUCGCGCUGGACGGCAAGCCGGGCACGCUCGUCGCCGGCGGGACCGAGCCCGACUUCAGCGGCGCGGGCACGCCGGCGAUCUGGCUCAAGUCCGUCGAGGGCGGCCGCGUCGUCGCCAAGGCCGCCCCCGCCGCGGGCAAGCUCGCGGACAUCCUCCGCAAACCGACGGCGGUCGUCGAGGACGCGCGCAUCGCGCGCGCCCGCGAGGAGAACCCGAGCAACGUCGAGCGGCCCUAG